GAUCCAUAUUAAAACACAAUACGAUCCCUUAACAUCUCUCUCUCUCUCUCUCUGUCUCUCUCUCUCUCUCUCUCUAUACUCAACAAGAUCAUAUAUCAUGUCAUCUCCUAGAGAUAGAGGAAAGAGCUUCACGGAAUCAUCAGGAUCAGAGCCACCGGUGACACCAAGCCGUUACGAGUCACAGAAGAGACGCGACUGGAACACUUUCGGACAGUACUUGAAGAACCAGAGACCGCCCGUGCCGAUGUCUCACUGCAGCUGCAACCACGUGCUUGAUUUCCUCAGGUACUUAGACCAGUUCGGUAAGACAAAGGUGCACGUGUUUGGCUGUAUGUUCUACGGCCAGCCUGAGCCACCAGCUCCUUGCACGUGCCCUCUCAGACAAGCUUGGGGAAGUCUCGACGCUUUGAUCGGACGGCUGAGAGCGGCUUACGAGGAGAACGGUGGAUCUCCGGAAACAAACCCUUUCGCUAGUGGAGCAAUAAGGGUUUAUUUGAGGGAGGUUAGGGAGUGUCAGGCUAAGGCUAGAGGGAUUCCUUACAAGAAGAAACAGAAGAAGAAGCCAACGACGGAGAUGAGUGGUGGAAGAGACGACUCUUCUUCUCCCUCAUCCUCCUCCUUCAACUUCUCUUGAAAGACUUUAUGGAUCAAUAACAUCUCAGAGAUGGAUCAAAGGUAAAAGAGGCCUCAAAUCUACUUGCUACUGAUGAUCAAGAAGUCAAACUGGAAUGUUAUCUUCAACAUAUCUUUGGAUCUUCACCCACUCCUUUCACUUCCGUAGCUAUCGAUCGGUUAUGUAUUUUCAUCAGCUAUAUUCUCUUAGUAAGUUCAUUCUGUAUAAGUGUAUAGAUUAUAUACUUAAGACAGAUUUGUUUUGUACUUCUAUGUCUGCGUACUUCUUUGUCUUACGCAAGUCCAACAUUUUAGCUUGAUUAUGUAUUGUUGGUGAUGCAAUUAAGUCCAAUGAAGAUAAGAAAAACACCUUAUUUUAAAA
Raphanus sativus (radish) is the source of this 994-nucleotide messenger RNA. RefSeq names its product protein LIGHT-DEPENDENT SHORT HYPOCOTYLS 10. The transcript is spliced from 2 exons. NCBI's taxonomy places the organism in Eukaryota, Viridiplantae, Streptophyta, Magnoliopsida, Brassicales, Brassicaceae. The record is from RefSeq and is a predicted model, not a curated record. Gene Ontology annotation, cellular component: nucleus. Gene Ontology annotation, biological process: response to light stimulus; mRNA transcription. The coding region runs from base 98 to 634 and encodes 178 amino acids.